Oncorhynchus nerka (sockeye salmon) is the source of this 2232-nucleotide messenger RNA. RefSeq names its product phosphodiesterase 9ab (gene pde9ab). The record is from RefSeq and is a predicted model, not a curated record. Bases 93 to 1652 code for a protein of 519 amino acids. Gene Ontology annotation, biological process: signal transduction; cGMP catabolic process. The transcript is spliced from 21 exons. Gene Ontology annotation, molecular function: 3',5'-cyclic-GMP phosphodiesterase activity. Lineage: Eukaryota; Metazoa; Chordata; Actinopteri; Salmoniformes; Salmonidae.
CACUCGCUCUCUGGAUCUGCAGCAUAUCAACAGGCAGGAGAGGUUUGCUUCUGACAGUGACUGACGGAAGUAUAGUGAGGUACAAGGUCACUAUGGGUACCAGCUCCUCAUCAUACGCCCCCAAGACAGUCUACCUAGAUGUGGAUGGGAAAAUGCAGAAGGUGAUUUUCAGUCGAUACUGCAGCCCCUGUGACAUCCGAGAACUGCUGUGUUCUUCCUCUAACAUAGCUAGAAAUACUGCUAUAAGGCUGGUGGACUCGGAGGGAGCGCUGGUCUCCAUCGAUCCCACAAUGCCUACCAACACCCCAAACUCCCAGUACAAGGUAAUGCCUCAGUCGACUGGUCAGGUGGGAGACAAAGAAGACAUGUUCCAGAAUGUUUUGUCUCAGGUGGCAGAGCAAUUUAGCAGGGCUUUUAGAAUCAAUGAGUUGAAGACAGAGGUGACCAAUAGGCUUGCCAUGUUGGAGAAGAGAGUGGAGUUAGAGGGGCUUAAAAUGGUGGAGAUUGAGAAGUGCAAGAAUGACCUGAGGAAAUUACGGGAUGAGAUGACCUCAAAGGGAGGAGGAAGAGUGACUUGUGGUUGCAAAUAUAGCUUCACAGAGGAUGGCAAGAAACUCUCCCCAAGACGAGACGUUCCAAAUUACCCAAAGUAUACUCUAUCCCAGGAGACCAUAGAAGCUCUGAAGAAACCUACAUUUGAUGUUUGGCAUUGGGAGCACAAUGAGAUGUUAAGCUGUCUGGAGUACAUGUAUCAUGAUCUGGGCCUGGUGAAGGAAUUUAAUAUGAACCCCAUCACACUGAAACGAUGGCUGCUUGGAAUCCAGGAGAAUUACCGCAACAACCCGUUCCAUAACUUCCGCCACUGCUUCUGUGUCAGUCAGAUGAUGUAUGGAAUGAUUCACUUGUGCAACUUACAAGAGAGGCUCACCAUGACUGACAUGUGCAUCCUCAUGACAGCUGCCGUGUGUCACGACCUAGAUCACCCAGGCUACAACAACACGUACCAGAUAAAUGCUCACACAGAGCUGGCGGUGCGCUACAACGACAUCUCGCCCCUGGAGAACCAUCACUGUGCCGUGGCCUUCCAGAUCAUCUCCAUGCCAGAGUGUAACAUCUUCGCCAACAUAGAAACGGAAGCCUUCAAACACCUCAGACAGGCUAUCAUCACUCUCAUCUUAGCCACAGAUAUGGCCAGACACGGUGAGAUACUGGACUCCUUCAAGCAGAACGUGGACAACUUUGACUUCACCAACCACAAGCAUGUGACAUGUCUAAAGCUGGUGUUGAUCAAGUGCUGUGACAUCUCCAAUGAGGUGAGACCCACGGAGGUGGCCGAGCCCUGGCUAGACUGCCUGCUGGAGGAAUACUUUAUGCAGAGUGACAGAGAGAAAUCUGAGGGUCUCCCAGUAGCUCCAUUCAUGGAUCGGGACAAAGUGACCAAACCCACCGCUCAGAUUGGCUUCAUCAAAUUCGUCCUCAUUCCCAUGUUUGAGACUGUUAUGAAGCUUUUUCCCCAGAUUGAGGAGAUUAUGGUGCAGCCUUUGCGGGAUUCUCGAGACCACUAUGAAGAACUUAAACAGAUUGACGAUGCCAUGACUGAGGCACAGAAGAAAAAAACUGAGAGCAAGUCAUUAGGAGGAAAGAAGAAAUAAACUUUUCCUGCAAACUCAUUGGUGCCUUGAUAUUUAGAGGGGGACCUGAUCCUAAAUGAACACUUCUACUCUGAGACAUGCAGCCCAUACAGCAUUGGUAUGGUUUCAAUACCCCUCCCAACAUAAAGUGAGAAGAGGAGAGAAGACGGCAGUGAUAUUGUUUGACCUUAGGGGUGGCAACACUGGGGCUGGUUUUGUUUCUUCUUGUUACUUUUGCACAAGGUUUUCUUUUGGUAGAGAAGGAUGAAACAUUUAGGGACAAAUAUGAAGAGAUUGUGUCUUCUAAAUUAGUAUGCGAGGUAGGUUAAAUAAUAGUAUUUAUAAUAUGGAUAGUAUUUACAAAGGGUUUUUCAUUGUAUGGGGCUAACGUGUACUGUACCUCAGCCACCUUAUGGGAAUUUUAAAGACAAAGUUGGAGAUUAGGGACAUAUAGCAGGUCGGAAGUAUUUUAACUUAGCCAGUUUUGUAUAAACCACUACAUGAUUUACAGUGAAGGGACAAAUACAUUUCUACCAGUGUAUAUUUUGACACGUGCGUGUAUGACUUUGCAUAUCAAAUAAAAUUGCAAUACUUAUUGGCC